This is a messenger RNA of Salvia miltiorrhiza (redroot sage), 673 nucleotides long. RefSeq lists its product as uncharacterized. Lineage: Eukaryota; Viridiplantae; Streptophyta; Magnoliopsida; Lamiales; Lamiaceae. The transcript has 3 exons. The record is from RefSeq and is a predicted model, not a curated record. Bases 39 to 536 code for a protein of 165 amino acids.
AGAAAAGGGUUCGGGCACCUCAAGAGAAUGAUGGAAGGAUGACCAAACAUGGACUAGCAAUCAAGUGUAGCAACCGCAAGCAGACAGGGCAUAACAAAAGGAAAUGUACUGCUGCAGCCAUCGAAAACCCCAACCCUAACAAGCGGAAGAGAGGAAGGCCUUCCAAAGAUGGUGCACCUCAAAAAGGAAGCAAAGAAAAGCAAGGAAACAACCCAAGUGAAGGUACUUCCACAAGUAAGCAGACUGCAAUUGACCCACAAUCUCAGACGAAAAUAAAAAGUGGAUCAACUCAAUACAAGGGUAGAGGGGCAGCUCUUAAAGGGAUUGGUGUUUACGUCAACGAGGCCACUGGAAAUACCUUCUACCAUGGUUCGAGCUCAUCAAAGAAAGUGAUGUUGUUUCAAAAGUACAAGAAACCAAGAAUUUCCAAGAACAAAGAAAGUGGGAAUACCUCGACUGCCCAGAAUAGUGUUGUCACUGGAGUUGCAACAACACAAGAAAGUAGGAAUGAAGAAGCCUCAACCCAAGAACUGUGAAUGAAAAUGCAACUUUUUGUAUAUUUUGCAAACUCAAGGAAAUGGUGAACAUGUUGAACCUUUGUUAUUGUGAACCAGAAUUAGCUUUAAAUAGCUAAGUGUGGAACCUUUUUUUUGUAACUUAACUUGUUCAUCUC